Messenger RNA from Aspergillus eucalypticola CBS 122712, 4542 nucleotides. Its product is annotated as FG-nucleoporin NUP159. Bases 1 to 4449 code for a protein of 1482 amino acids. The record is from RefSeq and is a predicted model, not a curated record. Gene Ontology annotation, biological process: RNA export from nucleus; protein import into nucleus. Gene Ontology annotation, cellular component: nuclear pore. NCBI's taxonomy places the organism in Eukaryota, Fungi, Ascomycota, Eurotiomycetes, Eurotiales, Aspergillaceae. The transcript is spliced from 3 exons. Gene Ontology annotation, molecular function: protein binding; structural constituent of nuclear pore.
AUGGCUUUCAGCUUUGGAGCCUCCAACCCCGCUGGGGGUGCCGCUGAAUUGGGCCCCGAGCUUCCUGAUGUUUUCGUAGAUGAAGUUGGGUUCAAAGGCGUGUCCAGCGAUAGCAACAUUCGAUUACUCAAUACUCCCUGGCCCGAAGAUUCCCUUCCUAGCCCUACGAGCUCCCUUCUGGCUGUCGCAGCAACAAAAGGCGUUGUUGUCGGUGCUGGGCCAGACGCCCUUUAUAUCGCCUCCUCCAACGACAUAAGAACAGCUAUUUCCGCACCCACAGGAGAUGAGAAGGUCAAGACCAAGCCCUUCCAGCCGCGCGCAACGAUUCCUCUCCCCGCUCGGCCUACGCAUAUCACUUUUGCCUCAAGCGAUAGCGCCCUAGUACUGGUGACAGAGAAUGGUACGCAGCUUUCGGUAUUUGAGACGGCAAGUCUCUUGCAAGGGAAUGCGCAACCGGCUUUGUCUAUCCCGACUAAUGGUGCCACAUUUCGCUUCCUUGCCCCCAAUCCCGCACAGUCUGAAGACUCGCACUCAUCCCUUGUUGCGCUUGUCACAACCGGGGGCGACCUCCUCAUAGCCGAUCUGAAAGCCGGAAACAUGCUCUCGGGUCCCAAUGGCCAGGUGUUGAAAUCGGGCGUCAGCACAGUUUGCUGGAGUAACAAGGGCAAGCAGCUUGUGGCAGGGCUGGCGGAUGGCACUGGAUUCCAAAUGGCUCCAGAUGGUGCUCAGAAGGAUAUCAUUCCGCGUCCUCCCGAUCUGGAGGAUAACCAUCACGUGUCCUCUAUUGCCUGGCUUGAGAAUGACGUCUUCUUGAUGGUCUACACAUCGAAUGCUGUGGAGGAUGAUAUGGGCCAGAUACCAUCUUCGCAUUACUAUAUUAUCACCCGAAGGAAGAAUGCGCCUUUCUUGAUCCAGAAAUUGCCGGAAUUGUGUUUGCCAUUUGGCUUCAAGCGCGCCCCUGCCUACCAGUUCCUCGCGCGUCUCCGAGACUACAAACCGCAUUUGAAGGAUGUCCUUGUUGUAUCCUCCACCGCUUCGACCGACGUAAGCUUGAUCACGAGAGCGGAUCAACCGCUGGCUAGUGAUGAUGCCGCCAAGGCCACCACAGGGCUCUUUGUGACGACCGAAUUGAACGAUGACACCAAGAGAGCUUCCCUCCCGCUAAAAGACUCUACGGAAGAAACCUCUGUGAUCGGUUUAGGCUUUGACCUAUCGAGCACUGAGAAUGUUGUGGCUCCAAUCGCUGGCGAGGAUAUUGCUGAGAGUUCUACGCCGCUGCCGAACCUGCUACUCCUCAAUAAUGAGGGUAUCCUGUCCUCUUGGUGGUUCGUCUACAACGAAUCAGUCCGUCAAAAAAUCCCUUACCACGGUCUGGCAUCAGAGGCUCAACAGCAGCAGCCGGCACCGCCAGCACAGUCAGUACAACCUCAGCCCCCUGCGCAGCCUGCGUUCGGACAAUCAGCUUUCGGUAGCCCAUCUCCGCUAGGAGCAUCCCCUUUUGGCAAACCGUCAGCUGCACCGGCAUUUGGUAGUACUUCCACUUUGGGUGCCAGCCAGCAGCCGCCUGCCUUCGGAAAGACAUCGUUUGGCGCACCUUCUUUCGGCACCCCAUCACAGCCGGGGGCCUCCUUUGGCGCUCCUAGUGCCUUGGGAACUGCAUCACCCCAGUUCGGUAAGUCCGGCUUCGGCGCACUGGGCGGCGGGUCAGGUUUUGGACAACCGUCAACACCGGGUAAGAGUCUGUUUGGAGCCUCGACUACUAGUACAGGAGGAGGAUUUGGCUCCUUCGCAAACUCUUCUGGAGGAGGGUUUGCUGGCUUUGCGGCGUCAAAAACCACUACCGAAUCACCCUUCGCUAAAAUGUCUGGAGAAAGCGCGUUUGCGAAAUCGUCUGUGCCGUCGCCGUUUGGUGCUAAGACCGAAACUGACACUGCGUUCCCUCCCCCAACCUCGGGCGAGACAAAGAGCGCUUUUGGACAAAGCUCUAGUGGCUUCGUGUUAGGAUCUACCUUCAAGGGCGACGGUACUGCGGUCAACGAUGGGCCUAAGCCAGAUAAGCCUUCAGGACUAUUCUCAUUUGGCGAAUCCAUGGACGACAUGGUAUCUAGCAGCAACAAGACUAGUCCACCAACCGAGUCAAUGGAUGAUAUGGACGACGAACCUGCGCCUCCGCAGAAGCCUGAGUCCAAAGAGCCUGAAUCUAAGGGACCUGCGCCAUCUAUUUUCGGAGCACCCUCCAAGACCGAGACCGCUGCACCGACCUCCCUUUUCGGCUCCAAGCCCCAGCCUCCUAAUCCUUUUGGUCAGCAACCGGCCAAUCCUUUCGGCCAGCCCCAGGCUACUACCAAGUCUCCAUUCUCGUUGUUCGGCAAUGCUUCACCUGCUAAGCCCACAUCAAGCCCGCUGGCUACCCCCUCUGAAAAGACUACAGCUGCUACUCCACCCUCAGCUAAGACGCCUUCCGAAGACGCCCAUCGUACUCCCCUUGCCUCCAGUAUUCAAACGCCUCUCCCCCCUGACCCCACCAGCAAGGCUUCGUACGGGCCGGGCGAUACUUCGGCAUCGUCCAAUGUGUCUAAGAGUUCCGUUGAUGACGCUCCUCUUCCUCCCGACUUCACUGUCAAGGCGAAACCUGCCGCGGCAGAUGUCGGAGGAGAGCCACCUUUACCCCCGGAUUUCGCGAAGAAGCUUCCUGAAGAGGAAGACGAGGAAGAAGAAGUGGACGAGGCUGAAGCUGAAGAGGCGCCGUUGCCUCCGGAUCCAGCUACGUGGAAGCCACCAGCAACGCAGGAAGAGCCUGGUCCAGUACCUGACGAAUCCGAUGCCGAUGAGUCUGGAAGAGAGGAGAGUGAGGAAGGCGAGGAAGAAGCGGAAGAGGAAGAGGAGGAGGGCGACGAGUCUGAUUUUGGAGAUAGCGGUGAAGAAGUCUCCCGAGAUAUCAGCGAACCAGAGUCGGCAGAGGCGAGUCCAGAGGCCACUCCCGACGGUGCCUUCAAGUUCGGGACUAAGGGUGGCUUGUUCUCGCAAGCUGCUAAACCUGCACCCGCUCAGCCCCCGGCACAGCGGUCCUUGUUUGGGGAAAUUGGAAAGUUCCCGACAUUCCAAACUCGGGAGCCUCUAAGGUCGCCCAGUCCCGUACGGAGUGGUCUUCAGAAGAACCGGUUCAAGAUCGGGGGCCAGAAGCCCAAUGCUGCACAGGCUCCAGGAAGCACUCUUGCUGCACGCAAGGCUUCCCUCACCGAGGCCGUCAAGCGUGAGAAUCUCCUCAAACCGCAGGUUACUCAGAAGGAGAAGUCUCCCGUGGACCUCAAGGCCAAGCAGAUGGAAGAGGAAGCUCAGGCUCUUUCGGACGAUGAUGAGGACGAGAGGCUGCGUGCAGAUCUCGCCCGACCUCUGGAGCCCGUUCCGACGCUGGAUCCUUUCCUGCCUCACCAGGAUUAUGCCGGAGAGACCAGCAAGCCUGGUAUUCCUGGCCAGAUCGAGCGACUAUACCGGGACAUCAACUCCAUGGUUGACACACUGGGCAUCAAUGCUCGAUCACUGGCCUCGUUUGUUCUGUACCAGAAGCAAUCGCAAAGUGGUGAUUGGGUCGAGCUAUUGAACAAGGAACACCCAGCUGCUAUCCUUGACGAGAAGCUAUUGCUCUGCGAUAUCGAGAAACUGGACGAUGCUGUUGUCAUGCUUGCCGGCUCUCUUGAACAGCAGCGUGUGCAAGGGGUCGAGGACAAGCUGAAGGCCUGCCAAGAGCUCCUGAGCAAGGAUAUUUUGACGCUUCGGGGCCAGUGCGCGAGCAUCCGAAAGACUCUAGAUGCCCACACCGAUGCAGCAGCUAUCGUCUCCGCGCCUCUUUCAGCAGAGCAGGCGAACCUGCAGCAAGAUCUCCGCACUGCCUCGACUGACAUCCAGGCCAAGCUGGCGGAUCUCGAGUCGGCAGUGUCCCUCCUUCGUGCCAAGAUAGCCGACGCUCCUCGUCCCGAUGGCACUGGCUCCCGGCAAGCUAUGAGGCGGCCGACCGUGGAAGCUGUCACGUCUACAAUUGCUACGAUGACCAACAUGGCCGAAAGCAAGCGCAGUGACAUUGACGUCCUGGAGAUGCAGCUGAAGAAACUAGGCAUCGACGCCUCGGCCCCGGCAGCAGCCAGCCGGGAAGGCUCACCCUUCACAACCCCGCGAAAGGGCAUGGGCCGAUUCCCAACCACCCCCGGAUCCGACGGACCCAACAGCGCAUACCAUACACCGGACUCUGCUACACGAGGCUUCCGAUCAAGCAUCAACGGCUCAGCGCGGGCUAGUCGGCUUCGUGAAGUGGAAGGUGUCGGAGAGCUCGUCACCCGGGAGGAGAGUGCGCAGUGGAAGACGAAGCGGCAACGCCGGCAGCAUAUUGUGGGCAGUCUGAAGAAGGCAAUUGGAGAGAAGAAGUCCAAGGUGCGCGGAGUGGAUGAUCUGUAGGAUUAGCUGCUUUUCUAUUACUAUUCUGUUUUUCCCUUGACUAUGAGUUCUUGAACCAUGAAAAAAACAGCGGGUCCGGCCAUUGGAUGUUGG